Messenger RNA from Drosophila subpulchrella, 1004 nucleotides. RefSeq names its product peptidoglycan-recognition protein SA (gene PGRP-SA). NCBI's taxonomy places the organism in Eukaryota, Metazoa, Arthropoda, Insecta, Diptera, Drosophilidae. The transcript has 3 exons. The coding region runs from base 219 to 833 and encodes 204 amino acids. The record is from RefSeq and is a predicted model, not a curated record. Gene Ontology annotation, biological process: peptidoglycan catabolic process; innate immune response. Gene Ontology annotation, molecular function: N-acetylmuramoyl-L-alanine amidase activity; peptidoglycan binding; zinc ion binding.
UUCGAGAUUGGUACAUAAAAAGAACCGAACAAAGAACGCGGGGAUCGAACGAUCCAGAGAUCGGCAGAUGGAGAUGGCCAGUGGAUGGGAGUCCCCUUUGGUUCUGGGGGAUCGUAAGCUCUAGAUUGAGUGGCGAAAGCUCAGAUCGCUGGCGGUGAUAAAUCCCACUGAUAAGCCGCAGAGCGCAGUUCUCAUCCGGCAUUAGAUCUUUGUACAUCAUGUUUCCCGCUCGCUUGGGUUCGCUUCUUUUCGUGGCUGCCGUUGUGGUGCUUCUGGGGAUCACCGUGGCUUCCGUCUCCGCCGGAAAGCCCCGUCAUCCAGCGUCCAAUUGUCCGCCCAUCAAGCUUAAGCGCCAGUGGGGAGGUAAGCCAUCGCUGGGCCUUCACUACCAAGUCCGUCCCAUUCGCUAUGUGGUCAUCCAUCACACGGUCACCGGCGAGUGCAGUGGCCUGCUCAAGUGCGCCGAGAUCCUACAGAACAUGCAGAGCUAUCAUCAAAACGAACUGGACUACAAUGAUAUCAGUUACAACUUCCUGAUUGGCAGCGAUGGCAUUGUUUACGAGGGCACUGGCUGGGGAUUGCGGGGAGCACACACCUACGGCUACAAUGGCAACGGCACGGGAAUAGCCUUUAUCGGCAACUUUGUGGAUAAACUUCCAACGGAUGCGGCUCUGCAGGCGGCCAAGAAUCUUCUGGCCUGCGGGGUGCAACAGGGGGAGCUGAGCGAGGAUUACGCCCUGAUCGCCGGUUCCCAGGUGAUCAGCACCCAGAGUCCCGGACUGACGCUAUAUAACGAGAUCCAGGAGUGGCCGCAUUGGCUCUCGAAUCCUUGAAAAAUUCAUGUGAUUGUAAUCCCGCUAAAAUAUGUGAAACUUCUCGAUAACCGAUUGGCCGAAAGCUAGACAUAACAGUUAUCUUUGUUUUCCCAUCUAUCGACUUGCACUGGAAAACUGUUUGCCUUCGUUUUUGUGAAAAAUAAAGAUUACUUCUUAAAGGACUAAAAA